Molecule: messenger RNA, 2792 nt
Organism: Neoarius graeffei (lesser salmon catfish)
Lineage: Eukaryota; Metazoa; Chordata; Actinopteri; Siluriformes; Ariidae
Product: NACHT, LRR and PYD domains-containing protein 3-like
Exons: 6
Coding region: 164-2674 (836 amino acids)
Molecular function (GO): protein binding
Source: RefSeq, a predicted model, not a curated record
GGAACACAAAGUCAUCAGUGUGAUACAGAAGGAGCUGAAGAGGUUUAAGAAGCUCCUGAGUCCAGAUUCCCCAGCAUGCUCUGAGAGGGAGGUGGAGGAUGAGGAGGAUCAGAGCAGUGUCAGAGAGGGAGUGCUGAAGAUCACACUGCACUUCCUGAAGAACAUGAACCACACAGAUCUCGCUCACACACUGCACAACAAACACGUCUCUGUGUAUCAGCAAAAGCUGAAAUCCAACCUGAGAGAGAAGUGCAAAAGAGUUAAUGAAGGAAUCUCACAGCAUGGAAGCUCAGCUCUUCUGAAUGAGAUCUACACAGAGCUCUACAUCACAGAGGGGUGGAGUGGAGACGUCAAUAAAGAACAUGAGGUGAGACAGAUUGAGAUGGCGUCCAGGAGACCAGCAACACAGGAGACACCCAUCAAAUGUAAGGAUCUCUUUAAAGACACAUCCAUCAGAAGCGUGCUGACUAAAGGAGUUGCUGGAAUUGGAAAAACAGUCUCUGUGCAGAAGUUCAUUCUGGACUGGACUGAAGGAGAAGCGAAUCAGGACGUCACCUUCAUGUUCCCACUUCCCUUUAGAGAGCUGAAUCUGAUGAAGGAGAGAAAUCUCAGUCUGAUGAAUCUCCUUCAUCACUUUUUCCCAGAAAUGAAAGGAUUUCGAUUAAUAGGCUGUGAUAUGAACAAAGUCCUGUUGAUCUUUGAUGGUCUGGAUGAGUGUCGACUUCCUCUAAAUUUCCAGAACAAUGAGAGAUUGUGUGAUGUGACAGAGUCGGCCUCAGUGGAUAUGCUGCUGACAAACCUCAUCAAGGGGAAUCUGCUUCCCUCUGCUCUCCUGUGGAUAACCUCUCGACCAGGAGCAGCCAAUCAGAUCCCUCCUGAGUGUGUAGACCAGGUAACAGAGGUACGAGGGUUCAGUGAUCCUCAGAAAGAGGAGUACUUCAGGAAGAGGAUCAGUGAUCAGAGCCUGGCCAGUAAAAUCAUCAAAAACAUGAAGUCUUCAAGAAGCCUCUACAUAAUGUGCCACAUCCCAGUCUUCUGCUGGAUCUCAGCCACUGUUCUCGAGAGAAUGUUGGGUGAAGCAGAGAGUGGAGAGAUCCCCAAGACUCUGACUCAAAUGUUCACACACUUCCUGAUCUUUCAGAUCAAACAUAAGGACCAAAAGUACCAUCAGAAAUGUGAGCCUGAUCCUCAGCAGACCAGAGUGAGUAUCCUGGCACUGGGAAAACUGGCUUUCCAACAGCUGGAGAAAGGAAACCUGAUCUUCUAUGAGGAAGACCUGAGAGAGUCUGGCAUUGAUGUGAGAGAAGUGUCAGUGUACUCAGGAGUGUGUACCCAAAUCUUCAGAGAGGAGUUUGGGCUUCACCUGGGGAAGGUCUUCAGCUUCGUACAUCUGAGUGUUCAGGAGUUUCUGGCUGCUUUAUACACGUUUAUCUCCUUCAUCAGCAGAAAAGUAACAGAACGACAAACCACUGAUCUGUCUGAUCUUUUCACCAAAUCAAACAUGUCUGAUUUCCUCAGGAGUGCAGUGAACAAGGCCUUACAGAGUGAGAAUGGACACCUGGACCUGUUCCUCCGCUUCCUUCUGGGUCUCUCACUGGAGUCCAAUCAGACUCUCUUACAAGACCUACUGUCCCAGACAGGAAGUAGAUCUCACAGCAAAAAGGAAACAGUCGAGUACAUCAAGGAGAAGAUCAGGGAGAAUCCAUCUCCAGAGAAAUCCAUCAAUCUGUUCCACUGUCUGAAUGAACUGAAUGAUCAUUCUCUAGUGCAGGAAGUACAACGUUACCUGAACAGAGGAGAUUCCAGUCGUCUCAGUGGAGUCAGACUCUCUCCUGCUCAGUGGUCAGCUCUGGUGUUUGUGUUACUGAACUCAGAACAGGAGCUGGAUGAGUUUGAUUUGAGUAAAUAUGACCCAUCAGAGAAAUGUCUUCUGAAGCUGCUGCCAGUGGUCAAAGCCUCCAGAAAAGCUGAUCUGUAUCAGUGUAAUCUGACAGAGGAAAGCUGUAGAGUUCUGUCCUCAGUUCUCAGCUCAAACUCCUCACUGAGAGAACUGGACCUGAGUACCAAUAACCUGCAGGAUUCAGGAGUGAAGCUGCUCUCUGCUGGACUGGAGAAUCCACACUGUACACUGGAGAUACUGAGGUUGUCUAAAUGCAGGAUUACAGGUGAAGGUUGUGCUGCUCUGGUUUCAGCUUUGAGGUCAAAUCCCUCAUCACACCUGAGAGAACUGGAUCUGAACUACAAUAAUCCAGGAGAAUCAGGAGUGAAGCUGCUCUCUGAUCUACUGAAGGAUCCACACUGUACACUGGAGACACUACAUCUGUGUGAGUGUAAUCUGACAGAGGAAAGCUGUAGAGUUCUGUCCUCAGUUCUCAGCUCAAACUCCUCCAGACUGAGAGAACUGAACCUGAGACACAAUAACCUGCAGGAUUCAGGAGUGAAGCUGCUCUCUGCUGGACUGGAGAAUCCACACUGUACACUGGAGACACUGAGGUUGUGUAACUGCAGUAUUACAGGUGAAGGUUGUGCUGCUCUGGUUUCAGCUCUGAGGUCAAAUCCCUCAUCACACCUGAGAGAACUGAAUCUGAACUGGAAUAAUCCAGGAGAAUCAGGAGUGAAGCUGCUCUCUGAUCUACUGAAGGAUCCACACUGUACACUGGAGAUACUACAGUGAGUUACUGACUGUCUCUUCUCACACACACACACACACACACACACACACACACACACACACACACACGCGUUUCAUGUUCCAUCUUCUCCACAGUAAACUCAAUCACUGUUUCUCAAAA